This is a messenger RNA of Danaus chrysippus (African queen), 273 nucleotides long. The record is from the annotation of a GenBank genome assembly. Lineage: Eukaryota; Metazoa; Arthropoda; Insecta; Lepidoptera; Nymphalidae.
AUGUUUUUUAUCCUAUUUGUAAGUAUUGUCAAGGCGAGGGAGUCUAUGUCUAGUGCCUCAUAUUAUUGCAGUUCUUUAGGACCGACACUCGCCGCCACUCGCCGCCACUCGCCGUCACUCGCCGUCACUCGCCGUCACUCGCCGUCACUCGCCGUCACUGGCAGACGAGCCAGUCGACCUACUUACUUGAUACUGUUUAAUCCAUAUUUCGGUUCAAAUGACUCGCCAAAGUAUAAGCGAUGUGCUUUUAUGUUGAAGCUACUGGUGGGCUAA